UAACAUUCUUGCGUUUACACUUAAGAAAGAAGAAGAGUCGGAGUAACGCGGAGUGUGAAACGCGUUUAAAGGUGUUAAAACAACAAAUAAAUUGUUAAAAAAUAGUUUUGUGCACUGUUUUCAGGUGCUACUUACGCAAUACACUAAAAUGUAAUGGUGAAACGUAUUAGUUAUAGCUUAAAAUGUAGUUUUAAAAUUUAUCUUAUUAGCGUGUUGGUAAAGAUGAAAAACACAUAGGACGUGAAAGUGGAAACGUUUAUUUAAGCAGGCAGCAAACGUUUAAACAACGCCGCGUUUUACAACCACAAACCCUGCAAGCCAAAUUACAGUGUGUGCGUUUCGAAUUUGUGAAAAUGUAAAAUUAAAAAAAAACCCAAAGCAGCAAAUGAAUGCAACACAAAAUUAAAGUGCCGAAUAAAGCAAAGCGACACACUAAACCAAAAUCAUUUGCCAUUAAAAUCGUGUUGUGUACAAUGAAGUGAAACUAUAUAAUAAUAGACGCAAAUGGAACAUACAACGAAGGAUCGUUUAAUGAGCUAAACUUAAAGCAGUUUCGUUGUGCUGGACAACAACAAGAAUAACAAAGAACAACGAUACGACCGAUAACAAGAACAACGAGUGUUAAAAUAAAACUUGUUAAGCUAAAGUUAACAGGAGGCGCAAUAAAAAGGAAGCGUCGACUUUGAAGAGAAGAGAGAGAAGUAGAAGUAGAAGAGAAAGAAACAGAAGCAGAAACAAUACACGCACCGUUAUGUUUGUAAUGGCUAACAAUGUAAUGUGGUACAGUGUUGGAAAUCGUUUAUGCAAUUUGAAUGCGCGCCACCCACAAUUAGCAGCCGCCAGCAGCGGUCAGGCAAACGCCGCCGAAAAGAGCAUUUCUGGUUAUGCAUUAGGCCCCCAAAGGUUUGGGGGCACCAUCACCAAUAGAAGCAGCAGCAGCAGCAAUAGCAAUAGAAACUGCAGUGCAACACGACUAAAGUCACAAAAUCAAAAACUACUAAAGAAACAGCAAAAACAACAGCAGCAUCAUCGGCGGCCGCAGAGGCAAAAGCUUCUAGUGAAUAAGAUGUCUAGUGAGGUAGUGUUGUGAAAUGCCAAAAGUUAAUACGCAGCAGCAGCAGAAGCAGGAAAACAUAACAAAAAGAAGAGCAACAAAAACUUAGCACCAGUUAAAAGCAGCCUCCCGCCCCGUCUAAUACAUAAAACCUUAGUUUAAAAGCGAUCAACCACUUCUAUAAAUAUAUAUAUAGAAAACAAAUAUAAGAAAUAUUAUUUUGUGAGCAAUUAAAUUUCGUAAAAAUGCCUAUGUCCAGGCACGACACGGUCUUCGUGGAACCUGUCGUCGGCAGCAGCGGCAACAACAGCAACACCAGCAACAGCAGCGCCAGCACACGAAUUGGUAUCAGUGGUCCGCAGCAGCAGCAGCAUCCGCCACAUAUUGUGAUCGAUGGCAGCAGCUUAGCAACGCAGGCACAGCUGAAGCGGAUCAUGCAGCGGCGCAUGUCCAUUCAAGCGCAGCCCGCCCAAAAGUACGCGGUGCGUACGACAACAGCGCAACAGCAGCAUUUGCCACAGCAGCAGCAGCAGCAACAUGAAUUGCUUAAUCCGCAAAUCUACAAAAUUGUUACGACCGAUGGCAGCACAAGCAAUGUCAUCAUCGAUACCUCCGCUGCAGCACCGCCGCAUAACUCGAAGCUCCUGCUUAGUAAUCUCACGGUGCUGUCUAAACAGGCGCCAGCCAUGUCCUCCCAGUCACAACAUCAGCAGCAGCAGCUCAGCUAUGUCAACGCCAAGAAUUUACCCUACGUGACGGCAACGCCCGCGCUUAAGCAGCAACAACAGCAAAAGUUUGGCACAAUUGGCGCUUACAAAGCUGUGAAUGCCAGCGGCAAUGCUAAACAGUUGCAAGGGUAUGCGCAGGCAACGCAACAGGCGGGCACCACGCCGGUAAUGCAAAAAGUGACAUUGGGCUCACGGGUUGUGACGCGACUCCAAUCAUAUGUACCGCCUCAGCAACAGCAGCCGCCACAGAUCAUUGUGCAGCCAGCAUCAGCGACGCAGCAGAAAUAUGUUAGCUCUGUGGGCAAUCGGCCGGCGAUAACGACGACAGCAGCGGCGUUGCUUAAGAAAGCCAAUCAGAAAAUAACUGUCAAAAGUGUUGGCAACAUGUUGCAUCAGCAGCAGCAACAUCAGCAGCAACAGCAGCAGCAACAACAACAGCAGCAACAACAACAACAGUUAAAGGCUUUCAUCUCCUCGCAGCAGGCAACACACAAAGCAGGCGUCAAAACCAAAUUUGUUAAGCAGUACAACAGCGGAUCCACUGGCUUGUCCAUUGCUGCGGUCCCACAGCAACAGCAGCAGAAUGUCUAUGGCAAACAGCAACAACAAUUGACGCCCAAUAAGCUGAACAAACUGACUGCCAGCAGCACAACGAAAUAUGUAUUGCAACAGCAGCCGCUGCAACAGUUGGCCGCCAAUUUGCCACAAGGCACGCAGUUGCAGCAGAAAACAACAACGGCUGCGGGCAAUGGAGGAUACAUGUUGCAGCAGUCGACAGCGGGCGCGAUUAAGUUUGUUAACUCCCACGGCACCGUCAUACAGCAGCAUCCGCCCCAGGGCCAGGUCAAGCGCAUUCACUACAACAGCAGCAGCAGUGACAGCAGUACCGAUCAUCAUCAGCAGCAGCAGCAGCAACAUAACCAUCAAUCGUCCUUGAUCACAGAUGAUGUGAUGAUUGUGAAUGGCACGCAGAUGACAGAUGAGCUAUCGGCACGCAUCUUGCAGAGCAUGGCUCAAAAAUCCUUUAGCCAGCAGCAGCAGCGCUUUCAGCAGCAAACAACGCCAACAGCAGCGGCAACAUCAGCAGCAACAAACACAAGCAUGCCGCCGCCGCAGCCAACGUCAACGCCUACGCAGAUUAUAUACGGCGGUAGCAGUACCAACAACAGCAGUAGCAGUAGCAGCAGCAGCAACAGCAACGCUGUGGCAGCAACGACGAGCAAUCUGCUGCUGAGCCACUAUCAAGCAGCAGCUGCAGCAGCCGGCAUGUCACCAAGCUCGUCAGCAGCAACCCUAACGCCGGCCUCAUCGCCAUCGCCAUCGCCAUCAUCGUCAUCAACAGCGUCUGCAUCAUAUUUGACGGUGACUUCCUCCAGCACGCCCUCGGUAAGCAUCUCCUCGCACGGGUUUGCCAGCGGCAGUGCCGCAAUGUCCUCCUACAUGUCGGCCACGGCAGCGCGUCGUCAAUCGGUCAGUGCACCAAGCAGCCGAGCAACAUCGCUCGAGCGCAAACAAAUACAGCAGCAGCAACAACAACUGCUACACGAGGCUGUCACAGCAGCAACAAUACGCAAACCGCCGCCCAGCGUGGUCGAGUAUUAUAAACACAGUCUGAGUCACAACAGCAGCAACAGCUUAAGCAACCUAAGCAGUAGUCUGCGCAGCAACUCCAACACGAGCCUACAUACGACGGCGACAACGUUGGUUUCAUCAGCGGCUCCACAUUUGACACCCGUGCACGUGGAGGCAACGACGCUGAUGAUGAAGCCUCAGCAGCAGCAGCCACAUUCACAACAGCAGCAGCAGCAACUGAAUGCAAAUGAGGAAGAGCUGUAUAUAGAGGAAGUGCGUCCAGUGCCUGUGCACACGCAGGACUUAAGGUUGCAGCAAUUGCAUGCCAUUAUGCAGGAUCACACUUACGCCUCUCAGCAGCAGCAACAGCAGCAACAACAGCAGCAGCAGCAGCAGCAGCAGCAGUCAGCGAUGGCUGGCACCACAUCCGCGCAGCAACUACAACAGCAACCACAGCAAUGGUCCCUUGGUGGCAUUGGUGUCACAGUCACCGGCCCCGCUACUACUCCUAGUGGCUUCAAUAGCUUUUAUGGACAACAGAUUGGACGCCAUGUGCCGCAUGAUGAUGAUGCUCACUCGGCUAUAAGCGGAAGCUCACGCUUGGCCGGUGCCGAUAUUGAUCCUGGAGAGGAGACGGAAACGGCGCCCGAAGCAGAAGCUGAGGAUGAUUCAGUUACUCGCUGCAUUUGUGAGCUAACGCAUGACGAUGGUUACAUGAUAUGCUGCGACAAGUGCUCCGCCUGGCAGCAUGUGGACUGCAUGGGCAUUGAUCGUCUCAACAUACCCGAAGAGUAUCAGUGCGAGCUGUGCCAGCCGCGACCCGUGGACAAGGCCAGGGCUCGUGCGCUGCAGCGUCAAAAGCGUCGAGAGCAUAUGUUGCUCGUAGCUACACAGGCAGCAAGUGGUGCUCCGCCUUCCACGGCAACAGCGGCAGCCGCGGUUGCCGCUUCGGUCGCAGCAUCAGCAGCUAAUCCAAUGGGCGUUGCAGGAACAGCAGCGGGCACACUGCUGUACAACAGCCAAGAGCUGUCACAACAGCAACAGCAGCAGCAGCAACAACAGCAUCAGCAGCAGCAGCAACAACGGCUUGGAGCUGGGCCUAACGGUGGCUUUGGUCCUGCUGCAGGUGGCAUAACUAAGAAAUCAAAGAAAACCAAAGAUGGUGCAGCCGGGUCGCUCAAGAAGAGUAAGAAGAGUGGCGACAAGCUAAAUGCCAGUGGCGGCUCAACCGGCGGCACAGCAAGCUCCAAGUCGACGAAAAAGAGCAGCAAGCGCAAGAGUAAGUCCGGCGCCGAUGGCGUCGGCGGCAGCAGUCCUGCUUUGACUGCCGCAGAGAAGCAUGCAGCGAAUUUGCGCCAGUGGAUCGAGCACUAUGAAUACGCCGUCACAAAUCAUUAUUCGCCGGAAUUGCGCGCCCGUCUGCAUGCCAUACAAAAGCAACCCAGCUUACUGCAGAGCAUACAGAAUACAGAGAAUAAGGCGUUGCGUCUGAUUGCUGCAGGAUGUGCCACGGAACUGGAUAAGCGUGCCCAGUUGAUACCAUAUGCGGGUGCCAAGGUGCUGAUCAGCAGCGUGGACCUGGCACCGCAUGCCCCCAUCCAUGAGCUGCGUGGCAAGUACAUGUUGACUACACAGUUCCGGACACAGAAUCCCACCGUGAACAUGAAUACUCCGCCGCCGAGUAACUAUUUAAACAGCUUCAAGGUGCACAAAACGCCCGGACAGUUUGUGUUCUUCUAUCAGCUGCCCGGCGUGGAGGCGCCCAUGCAAACGCAUCCACAGUUGGCGAACCAUCAGCCGCCGCCACCGUUGCCCGCCUACCUCAAGGGACCCGAAGUGUGCGUCGAUACGCGUACCUAUGGCAAUGAUGCCCGCUUUGUGCGUCGCUCGUGCCGGCCCAAUGCCGAACUGCAGCAUUACUUUGAGAAAGGUACACUGCAUCUGUAUAUUGUGGCGUUGACGCACAUUCGAGCCCAAACGGAGAUAACGGUGCGGCAUGAACCGCAUGAUUUGGCUGCUGUGGACCAGAAAAAGUCCCACUCGGCUGUCAUACAGCCAACAAGUACGCGCUGUGCUUGUGACCUGGGCAGCGACUGUUUGUUCUCCCUGCCGCUUGCUGUGCAACAGCAGCUCCAGGCGCCGCCCGCCCAGCCGCGCAGCAGUCAUCGCAACAAGGUAGCCGCUGCAGCGGCGGCAGCAGCAACUGCUGCCAACAGCGCCGCAGCGAUACAGCUGACCAUGGGUUUAGGCCGCACAGUAUCAGCUGCUGCAGUGGCGGCAGCAUCAACAGCACGCAACCGCUCCACCUCGUCUAGUGGGGAGAGCAGCAGUCAUAUGGGCCUCAAUAGUCCGCAGUUGAGCCAGUUGAAUUUGGGCUUUAAGCCCAGUGCAGCUGCAUUGACGGCCACUAUUGGAAACGGCUCGACGGCAGCGGCAACUGCUGCUGCAAUGCUCUGCAAUAGCAAUAGCAACAGUGGCAACAGCAACAAUUCGUGUUCUGUUUCCAUGUCCAGUGUGCUGCACGAUUCGGGCAUUUGUACAUCAUCUUCGUCGCCGUCAGUGUCCAUUCCAUCGCCGACACCUGCGCAAUUGCAGUCGCCUACGUUGCAGCAGCAGCCGGCGCAGCAACAAACAUCGCUACUGCAACGAAGUCCAACCCAGCAGCAACAGCAGAUACUCGCUGCACUGCCAACGCCUAUGUUGCUAUCGCCGCAGCUGCUGCAGAAGCCGACAGCGCAACAACCUUCACUUUUGCAACAUCAGCAACAGCAACAACACCAACAACAACAACAGCAGGAGCCGCUAGCUGUAAUUGCAGCUGCAGCAGCGGCGCAGCGUCCAAUGGCUACUUUCUAUUUGCAGCCGCAACAUCAGCAGCAGCAACCUCAGCAGCAGCAACAAAUCAAUUUGCAGCGACAACAGCAACAAGAACAAUUGCACGCACAGCAGCACCAACAGCAGCAGCAACAACAGCAACAGCAACAGCAGCAACAACAACAACAACAACAACAGCAGCAGCAGCAGCAACAGCAGCAGCAGCAGCAACAACAGCAGCAGCAGCAACAACAACAACCACAACAACAGCAACAACAACAGCAACAACAACAGCAACAACAACAGCAACAACAACAGCCACAACAGCCACAACAACAGCAGCAACAACAGCAGCAACAGCAGCAGUAUGCACAGCAGCAGCAACAGUUGGCUGAUGAGGCACGCAUGGCAGUUAGUGCACUACAAACUUUGCAUGCCACGCCCACAGCGCACAUGGUGACGCCUAUAAAAAUUACAACAACGCAGCCGCUUAAGCAACAACCGUCUCAGCAGCAGCAGCAGCAACUGCAGCAAUUCCAACUGCAACAGCAACAGCCACAGCAACAACAGCAGCCAUCGCCACUGCCACAAGCACAGAUUUAUCACGCAGCGGUGUCGCCCACAAAAACGCCUUCAAAAUCGCAGCUCAACAACUGUAGCAACAAUAAUAACAACAACAAUAAUAAUACUACAACUCCAACAACGCGUAAAACGCCCGCAAAAGCGGCAGCUGCAGCAGCAACAACAACACCAACAAUCAGCAGCCCCGCACAGGAGGUCAAGGAGGAGGAGUCGGCAGCCGCAGCAACAGCUAGCGCGCCGGCAACAUCGACGCCCGCUGCCAAAAAGGACAAACCGAAGUCUCGAGAGGAACGCAAGUUAGAAGCCAUACUGCGUGCCAUUGAUAAAAUGGAGAAACAGGAGGCGCGUGGUAAGAAGGCUGGCGGAGCAGCUGCUGGCACUGAAAGUCGUCAGGUGGGUGGCAAGCAGCGCAUGAGCAAUUCGCCAGCAUCGCCGCGCAAACGCAAUGCCAGCAGCAAUUCCAUAAGUGAAUCGGCCGACUGCAGUUCCCUGGGCUUGGGCACACCUACCAGCACCAACAACAACAAUAAUAACAGCAAGGGUAGCGCAGCGAGACGCAACAAAAAGAAGCGCAAAGUGAGUCGCAGCUACAACAAUAACAACAACAACAACACCAAGCGUAGAAAAAGUCUGAGUGAAUCAGACGCCGAAUCGCACACCGAAUCGGAGCUAGCUUCACCAGCUUUACAGAAUCAAAAUGCAAUGCAACACAACAGCAACAACGCCUUGCAACAGCAACAGCAGCUGCAGCAGCAGCAACAACAAUCGGCAGAUCAGGCUGCGGGCUUACUUCUAGCGCUGGCUCAAAACUGCGAACCGUUCAAGCCGCCAGCCGCAACAUCUGCGGUGAGCAGCGCUUGUUUGCUAAUUGAGGCAGCAAUGGGUCCGCUGGAGCAGCAGCCAGAGCAACAGCAAUCGCUGCAAUCUCCAUCUGUGGGAGAGUUCAAAUAUCCGCCGAGUGGCGCAAAGACAAAAAAGUCGCUUAUGUCCAGCUGGUUUCAAUCGGAACAAUGCGAGCAACAAUCCGGCUUAGACAGUCUUGUGCAGGCCGCCAUGAGCGAAAUAAAUGGCUCCAGGGAGCAACUACAACAGCAACAGCAACAACAGCAGCAGCAACAGCAACAGAUGCAGCAAAUCCCUCCACAGCAGCCGCAGCAACUGCAAAUAGAUGCUCCGGCGCUGCUCAAAGUUGAGCAGUUCAUACAUCAAGUAGAGGCCACUGAGCGUUCGCAGAUGCCCUCAGUGCAAAACAAUUCAUCGGUUAAGAAGCGUUGGCUGCGCCAAGCCAUUAGCGAAGAGACUACCGAUGAGAAUCAGCCCCAGGCACCGGUUACGCCCACUCCCAGCAUAUCGCCACUGCAGCAACAGCAGCAACAGACGCCACCUCUACUCUCGAAUGGUUUUAGCACGCCCUUAAAGAAGCGACGUCUGGUGGUCAUCAGCAAUGGUGGACUUGAGGCGACGGCAGUAGAGGAGCCGCACAUUGAUGUUAUUGGCAGCGCCGGCGAGGAGGAGCACAAAGUGGAACAAUUGGAGCAAUCGCAGACGGAAGUACUAAAAGUUGAGACACAUCAGCACUUCGAACAGGAUGACGAUGUGGAUAUUUUGCGCUCACCCAGUCCAGGCGCACAGCAGAUUGUUGCCGAGGACAAUCUGGUUAAGAUAGAGCCGGAGGACACAAGUGCAGCAGCUGACGAUGUCAAGAUUGAUGUGGAGCGUGAGGAGAGUCAAGCGUGUGAUAAGUUCGAAGAAUUACUCAAUGUUAAACGCGAGCAAGAGGAGCAACAACAACAACAGCAACAACAACAAGCCAAAUCGGAGGCAGUGCCAGAAGAGAAGCAGCGAGUGGCUAAAGUGGAACCCAAGGCAGAGAUUAAACCAGAGCCAGCAGCUAAGCUGACGGCCAGCAAGGUGGAGUCAAUGCCGGAGCCUAAGCCGGGUGAAUCAUUGCUACGCACAGCAGCAAUAGCUGUAAUGCCAGCAAAUGCAGCAACAACCACUGCAAGCUCUACGACUGAGGCAGAUUCGGCAAAGGCGAAUAUCAAACCGCGCUCCGCAGCCGUAAAAGAUGAGGAGGAACCGCUCAAAAAGAAACCCAAGUUGGAAACCAACUCAGCAUCGGCAGCCACAGCCGCAGCCGCAGUAACAGGAACAACACCUCCAACUGUUACUACGGUCGCAACGCCAAUCCCUACGCCACCGGCAACAGCACCAGCAAUAACAACGCCUGCUGCCAGCAGCAAAAAUCUAACCGAGCUGGAUAUACAGGAGCGCCUCUUAUCCUUCCAUGCUGAGAAUAUAUCCUAUUUGCAAUCGCGCAAUAAAAAGGCAACCAGCAGUUGUUCUGGCAAGAGCAACAAUAGCAGCAGCAGCAAUAGUAUCGCAGCCAGCGUUGACUUGCCCGCCAAGAAGUCCAGCAACAAGGAGAAGGAUGAGAAGCGCGACAGAGACAAGCAGAUAAAGAAAUCGAAAAAGGAAAAAAAGAAGUCAAAGGAAAAAGAUAAACUAAAGGCAGCAGCCAUAGCAGCAGCCUUGGCAGUUGCGGCGCCUGAGACCAAAAAGAAGCAGCCCAAAGAGAGUAAGCAGCAAUUCCAACAACUGCCAGCAAUAGUAUCCACACCCACGCCUGCAAUACUCACGCCAGUGGCAGCGGCAACUGUAACAGCAGCAACCACGAAUGGCAAGACCAAGCACCACAGCAACAUGCUUGAGCAACAGCAGUUGCAGCUGCAGCAGCAAUCAGCACUGCGACGGCGCACCAUGUCCAUGUGUGUUACACCAGCCACGCCUGCAACGCCCACAGUGCCAACAACUCCCAUUCUAGCAACAACAAAGAAGCGACAAACCAACUUUGAACAGGAGCUGACCAAACCCAACAGCCAAAUACUCAGCAGCAGUUUGUUGCUUAAUACCAGCAAAGCACCGCAGCAACAUCAGCAAACAGCGCUCACAGCAGCAACAGUGGCCGGUGCAAUCGUUGCGCCAACAACGGCACAGCAGCAGCAUCGCAAGGAAAACAAUCAUCAUCAUCACCAUCACCACCAUCAGCAGCAGCAACAGCAGCAGGAGGCAACCGGUUCGAUGAGCUUGGCAGCGGCCAUAGCCAGCGGCAAAUUGACGCCGAUCAGUAGACGACGAGAGUCUAUGUGCGGCAGUCGGCAGCAGGCGCUCAUUGCGGCAGCGAUCAAGAAGGAUAAAAAGGAGAAGAAGAAGAGUAAGAAAAAGGACCGCGAAAAGAAGCAAAAGGAAAAGGUGAAAGGCAAGCAAAAGGAUAAAGACAAGGACAAGGACACAACAAAGGUAAAGGGCAACAAUCAACAGAAGCAACAGCAGCAGCAAACGACUACAGCAGGCGUAAAUGCAAUGCCCAAGGCAGCAUUAGCUAAGGCCGCUAUAACAAAGCCUUCCACACCCACUGUGCAUCCUGCGCCCAUAUCAGCUGCACCGAUACCCGUGCUAAUCACGCAACCAACAUUGGCAACACCAACAGCAAUGCCAAUGCCAAUGCCUGCGUCUGUGUCUGUGCCACUUGUUGCCAGCGGUGCCGCAAAGCAAUUACCCUUCUACAAUACCAUUUAUGGCAAAUUGCAGGAGCCGCCCGUGUUGCCAUCCAGUGCUUCAUUGGUAUCUUCGCUGACCAAAAUAAGCAGCAACAUACCUAGUUUAGCUGAGUACUUGGAAGCAACGAAAGCAAAGGCAGCGGGUGCAGCGACGGCGCAAACAGUCGUUGCUGUUCCACCAACAAUAGCAACAGCAGCAACAGCAACAAUUGCCGCGUCCGCCAACAACGGAGUGGCUGCAGCGCUGGAGAGCAUGCCGCCGCCAUCAACAACACCGCUUAAACUCUACACACGCACUGCCAGCCAUGAUCCGAGACUGAAUCCCAUGCUUACAGUGCCGGAGCCAGCGCCAAUGCCGAAACGCAAGCUUUCGAUUAGCGAAUAUCGCAUGCGCCAUCGUCCUUCGGUCGAUACCGCGCCUACGACUCCGACAACGCCCACAACGCCAACGGAGCGCUGCUUUGCCAAGCCGCAGACCAUUAACAAAUGUUCGCUGCAGUCACCGGAACGCUACCAGGCGAUGCGUGAUCGACGCAAUUCAAUUAGCGUCCACCAGAAUCAGAACAACAGCAACAUCAAAAAUCAUCACUACCAGCAACAGUUGCCACAUCAGCAGCAGCAGCCAUCUGCAUCGGCGCUUAAAAGCAACAUGAAGAACUCCGUAAUAAACUCCGCAGCGGCCACGCUUAGCACCGUCAACAGCAUCCUGAGCACUGCCCACAAGCUGCACAUGUUCGAUGACAAGCCCAAGGGUGGCCACUUUAAUGCAGCGCCUACAUUGCUUGAGCAGCAGCAGGAGAAGAUGAGCGAACGUUCGCGUUGUCUGCAGCGCACAAUUUCCUGUGAUUCCCGUGUCAUCGAGCGCCUGGGCGCCGGGACAACAGCUGCAGGUAGCGCCAGUCUUGCCGACAAGGCGACUGGGAUGAGCGCCAGGCGAGAUGGAACAUAAGAGCUACUGAAAGGAAUUACCUCGAAAUGAAGACAUCGGAAGACCCCUUGGAUAAACAAAAAAUGCAACCUCAACUCGAAAUAGCAAUCAAAAUCUGAAUGUGGAAAAUAUCGAUGGCGUACCCAAGGACAUAGAUAUUUAUAUAUUUGUUUAUGUUUAUGCUAAGCGCGUUUUUCCUAUCUAAACAAAUGUACAGCAAAUCCGGACAUAGAAGAGCAAAGGCAGUCACAGCGAAAUUCAAUCCUUAUUAUUUGUGUUGUAAACGCUAUAACUCGCUAUAAUUAAUACUACCUAAAUAU
Messenger RNA from Drosophila hydei, 11558 nucleotides. RefSeq lists its product as uncharacterized. NCBI's taxonomy places the organism in Eukaryota, Metazoa, Arthropoda, Insecta, Diptera, Drosophilidae. Gene Ontology annotation, molecular function: protein binding. The record is from RefSeq and is a predicted model, not a curated record. The transcript has 8 exons. Bases 1300 to 11259 code for a protein of 3319 amino acids.